UUGUAUUACAUUUCAUGUCUUCCCGGAUUAGAAAACCACACAAUAAUUGGGAAUGCACCUGAUUUGAAACUAUUUAUUCAACUUACGCUGCCAAAUUGUAUCAAUUUAAAUAUCGUGUUAACGCGAAUUUUCUUGGGUGAACAUGGGAUUCGGAGUUUUAUUUGGAAUAGGUCUGCCAUGGACUCCCUGGAGAGCACCUUACACGAACUUCAAAUGGAAAAAAGAAACAGCAGAGAAAUUACAAAAGGACAUAAACGAUAUUUUACCAACAGCAGAGACUGGUUUAAAAAAAUUCAAAGUUCUUACUAUUGGCACUCAUGGACAUGGGAAGUCUUCCUUAAUUAACACAUUAGCUUCAAUUAGUGUUGGCGAGAAAACUACUGUUUGCAAUGCUGCUCCGAUGGACGAAAAUGUUACCACACAUUACAGAACAUUUGACUUCCUAGGACAUUUGGGAAAUUGUGUUUUAGGGGAUAUUUGUGGGCCACUACCGACAGCAAAAGAUAUUCAGCCGAUGCUAGAUGAUAUCAAAGCUAUUCUUAAAGGAAAUAUUAAAAGCGGAUAUAAGUUUGAUCCAAAGAAAAGUAUUUCUGAACAAGACGAUUAUUUUAAAGAAUCUCCCAAAUUUUCGGACAGGACGCAUUGUGUUAUAAUUGUCAUCGACAGUUUACAGGCGUACGAACUACCACCAAGCUAUGUACUUAACAUGGAAAAGAUCAUGAAAACCAUAAAUGAAUUGAAUAUCCCUGUAAUAGCUGUUCUCACAAAGGCAGACCUGCUCUCAGAACAUGUUGAAUAUAGUAUUGCUUCAAUUUUCCGUUGUAGGAAAAUUCAAAAGUCUGUUGACGACACAGCAAAGCAGCUAAAACUUCCUGCUCCAAAGGUGUUUCCACUUGUCAAUUUUGAAGCAAUGGAUAGCUUUACCUGGAAAGAAUCGAUUCCCGUAUUGAUUACCUUGAAGUCUUUCCUACGUAUGGCUCAACAACAUUCCCGUAAUGCCGAUGAGGUGAAGAAGGAAUAACUCUAAAAUAUAUGAGUUGAUAAUCGCAAAGUUUUGAGUUUUUGCCUAACAAUACACAUAUAAUGUAACACUUACUUUGAUCAUAAAUUUUAUGUAAGUUAACCAGUUAUCAAAAGUAAUGUACUUCUAACCCACGGUGAAAAUUUAUAUGUCUUAUUAAUGUAUGUGUGCGUGUUGGUGUGUGUGUGCGUGCGUGUGGCAUUCUAAGAUAUAAAAGGUAGACAAUCAUAUUGUCUUCAAUUACCAGUUAAAGUUGCAUUAUGCUCAUCCAAGGGUAUUGGUAAGUGAUCAAGUGAAAAUCAAAAUAAGUCUAUAUUUUGCCAUUAUUCCUUUUACUUUAUAACUUACUAAGCAUAAACAUUAAAUAACUCAUAUGGCCCUAUGAAAUUUCAGUAAAUAUCCAUACAAAUGUACCAGUAAGGUUCAAUUUGUAGUCUUUUAUAUUUAAGGCAAACUUCUAUUUUAUCCAUAAAAUUUUCUAAUAUCAGCUUUUGGGCAAUCACCAUUAUAACAGCGAAUCUUUUGAGAUAUAUAUAUAUAUAUACAGUAAAGACUGUCUUAGCGACCCCCUGUAUAUAGCGACGUUCUGUCUAUAGUGACCAUAGUUAGGUGCGCCGAACAGUAUUUACUAUAUAAAUGGUCUGUAUGUAGCGACUCCCUGUCUAGUCUGUACAACGACCAUGAUUUAGUCACCCGUUACGGUAUUUGAGCCGUGAACAGCGACUUUUGCAAGGGGAGCAUGGCUUGAACUAGGUGACGACUUUGGCGAAGAAGUCGCCUUCGGAUCAGCGACUUUGCUUCAGUCGCCCGAUUUUUAUAAUUUUCCGUCAUACUUAUUUACGCCGCUAGGUCUGUUAAUAAUUUGUUUACUUCUCAAUUACAACCAAUUACCGUUAAUCCGCUAAUUAAUAACGCGUGUCAACAUCAACAAAGUUCAAUACACGCCGCAAGGCAAGAGUUCACUAUGUUUAUCUCAUUACGUAUUCAUGAUUGACGAAUCAGAACGCGCGUUGUAUCUACGGCAGUUUGCAUUGACCAAUCGGCGACACGCUAAUACACUGUGGCUGUUUGUUGACAAUUACACAAUAUGGCGACAAAUUCAAUCAAUUUUCGCCGAUAAAAUGAUUAAAGACACAUGCAUAUACAUAAUUGCUGCGGUGUUUUGGCGAGUAAAGAUAAACAAUGCCAAACGUCUUAAAGGUGUGGUUAUGUUUGAAACCUCGAUAGUUAAUUUUUUUCGGAGCACUUAUCUAGAAAUUAUGUGGAGAUUUGUAUCUAAUGUUUUAUUAAUACAUUGAACUCCGUAAAGUAAACAGGUUGAUUAUACAAAAUUAGAUGUCUCUACAGUAACAUCUCAUUAGUAAAAUUGAAAUUAAACAUUUUUUUACAAACAGAUUUAUCAAUAUAAAUUACAUUUUAAUGAAUAUGUAACUUUUAGAUACUAAUGUUAUGGUGUAGUUUAUAAUCUUAACCAAUUAUACAUGCAAUUUUAACUUAAACCCUUAGUAUGAUACUAUCCUGCUUUUGAACAAAUUAUUGGUAUGAUAUGUUCAUAUAUCCGAAUUAUAUAGAGACUGUCCACAGUGACUCCCUGUCUAUAAUGACCUUUUUUCUUUUCUCCCAUCGAAGGUCACUGUAAACAGUCUUUACUGUAUAUAUA
Messenger RNA from Ruditapes philippinarum (Manila clam), 2681 nucleotides. RefSeq names its product interferon-induced protein 44-like. NCBI's taxonomy places the organism in Eukaryota, Metazoa, Mollusca, Bivalvia, Venerida, Veneridae. The record is from RefSeq and is a predicted model, not a curated record. The coding region runs from base 143 to 1021 and encodes 292 amino acids. The transcript has 6 exons.